AUGGACAGCUCAGCCUCUGUUCAUUUAAGAAAUACUUUAAGCACUGUUCACAGCCCACAGCUUAUACAGAAUAAUGAAAAAUCAUCCUUGCCAGUGGAUUUAAAUACAGCCCUUUCGUUAUUGGCAAGGCCAGCAGCAGCUCUUCCAGCAUCAUUCCCACACUUCAGUCCAUUUUCCUUUCCAGAUCCAUCCACCCUAUUUGCUUUUUCACAACUCCGUUCUAAUUUGCCAAAUUAUCAAACGGCGACGAUAAUAUCGCCUCUACUGUCUGCAACCGUUACAACUGCAAGUGCCAUAUCUACUCCCAACCUCGGUCCAUCUCCCAUUAAACGGCCUAAUCGUGAACAGCAAUCAGCAUCUAGUCCACCAUCCUGUUCCUCUUCAUCAGUAACCUCAUCAUGCAGUCCUCAACAAUCACCACAUCGAAAACAAGCAGCACCGGUACCUGAUGAUAAAAAGGAUGAAGCUUACUAUGAGCGGCGGAGAAAAAACAACGAUGCAGCGAAGAGGUCAAGAGAUGCACGACGGCAAAAAGAAGAAGCGGUUGCAGCACGAGCAGCCUUCCUCGAACAGGAGAACAUCCAACUUCGCAGUCAAGUUGUUUUAUUGAAAAACGAAACGGCAAAGCUGCAACUGAUGCUUUUCUCAAAGCCAGAAUUGCUAGACCCAAAAAUGUUAUCAGCAGGACAGCCCAACAUUUCCGAGCAGCAGCAACAGAAAUUGGAAUCAGUCACUCGAAAAUCAGAAAUAUAA
Cercopithifilaria johnstoni is the source of this 753-nucleotide messenger RNA. Lineage: Eukaryota; Metazoa; Nematoda; Chromadorea; Rhabditida; Onchocercidae. The record is from the annotation of a GenBank genome assembly.